AUGAGUUUAGCAUAUACGACGCGUGUAGCCGAUGGAGUCGACUUUGCAUACCGCGAUUCUGGAGCACCUCCAAACAAACAAGAUUACUGCACCUGCAUCAUAAUUCACGGACACACGUUCCACAGCGCUGUAUUCCUUCCUAUGAUAGAAGCUGCACAUUCAGUUGGCUAUCGCGUUAUAGCACCAAACCGACGCCUUUAUCCAGGAUCUACAACAUACACAAAGCAAGAGGUAGAAGCUUUGGAAUCGGGGACACCAGACGAGAUAGAGAGGGCCUGGACUCAGCAAGGAGGAUAUUUGUUGUCGUUUGUGGAUAACAUGAUACAGGAACACGAUCUCAAUGAAGUCAUUCUUAUUGGGUGGUCAAUGGGUUCAGGAUUCCUAAGCGCAACGGUGUGUUCUAUGCCGACAUUCGCUGCAGAUGCAAAAGCUCGACUUCGUCGCCACGUCAAGGGAUUGAUUUGGUGGGAUCCACCUUCACAAAUUCACGGGAUUCGAGAUCCUCCCUCUGGAGGAUGGCUACCACUUCUCGAUCAGAACCUUCCGCCAGAGCUUCGAGGGAAAGUAUUCGCGGAAUGGGUGAUGCAGUAUUUCCCCCAUGCCAACCUCAAAGAGAAGGACUGCAGCAAUUUGAUCUACAAGAACACAACACAGACAAAGCCUGCGACAUACAGCAAUUUUUCCUUUGAGGAAGUUCUUGGCAAAAUAGACAUUACGGCUGGGCAAAGAGGCGAUAAUACUGUCUCUGGUUCCUCGGAUUUUGUCCCUGGACGAAUUUUAUUUGAGCGGACUUUCUUGGACAAGGAAACGAGAAAGGAGUGGGGGGACAUACAGUUCAGUGUUCUAUACGGAGAAGAAUCCCCUUGGAAUGUUGUGUGGGCGGUGUGGGAGAUUGAAAGGCUGACUGAAAAGGCCGAAUUGCCCGUUUAUUUCAAAAGCAUUGCUGGAGCCAAUCAUUUUACUAUGCAGGAUAACGUUGCUGGGACAUACGAUGCUUUCAUACAGUGUAUACAAGCAAGCAUGGACAAGGGUCAUAAGGAGUCAGUAGUGCAGCUAAGCCGUUUGUUUCUUCAGCUUCUGUUCUUUGGAUAUUGUGCAUCUUCAAUGAGUUCUAUGUAUACAACACGUAUAGCCGACGGUGUCGAGUUUGCGUACCGUGAUUCAGGAGCGCCUGCGAGCAAGACCAACUACAUUACCAUCAUCGCCAUCCAUGGCCACACAUUUCACAGCGCGAUCUUUCUUCCAAUGGUCGAAGCGGCAUCGUCACUCGGAUGCCGGUUUAUCGCGCCGGACCGUCGCCUUUAUCCGGGCUCGACUCCAUAUACUAUCGAGGAGACACAAGCGUUUAAGUCGGACUCGCCUGCAGAUGUUGUGGGAGCGUAUUUAAAGCAGGGAGAGUAUUUGCUCUCAUUUGUGGACAAAAUGAUACAACAACACGACCUGAAAGAGGUCAUCGUCACUGGAUGGUCAAUGGGAGCAGCGUUUCUGAGCGCAAUGGUUUGUUCCAUGUCGACAUUUCCUGUGGACGCAAAGGCGCGACUGGUUCGUCAUAUUAAAGGGUUAAUUUGGUGGGAUCUGCCCGCGCAGAACCAUGGACUUCCAGACCCACCAUCCGGAGGAUGGGUAUUACUUCACGACGAGGAGAUACCGCUGGAGCAGCGAGGUCAGGCAUUCGUGGGAUGGGUAACACAAUACUUCCCUCAUCCCGACUUGCACAAGCGGGAUUGUACCAGGCUGAUAUAUCAAAAUACCACUCAACUGAAGCCCGCGACAUACAGCGAUUUCUCAGUGGAGCAAUUGCUCAGUAAAAUCGACGUUACAGGUGGGCCAAGUGGGGACGAUGCUCUAACAGGUGGUCCGGCCUUCCAACCUGGCAGAAUUUUAUUUGAUCGUACGUUCUUAAAUGAGGAGACCAGGCGGGAGUGGGGGAACACAUUAUUUAGUGUCCUCUAUGGAGAAGAAACCCCUUGGCCUAUUGUUUGGGCCGGGUGGGAGAUAGAAGCGAUCACUGAAAAGGCGGGAGUGCCUGUCAUAGUGAAGAGCAUGGCUGGAGCUAAUCAUUUUGUAAGUUUUUGGCAAUGGCAUGUACCAUCCAAACUUAUCCACAAUUGA
This is a messenger RNA of Psilocybe cubensis, 2112 nucleotides long. RefSeq lists its product as uncharacterized. The transcript is spliced from 7 exons. Bases 1 to 2112 code for a protein of 703 amino acids. The record is from RefSeq and is a predicted model, not a curated record. NCBI's taxonomy places the organism in Eukaryota, Fungi, Basidiomycota, Agaricomycetes, Agaricales, Agrocybaceae.